Vicia faba (fava bean) is the source of this 924-nucleotide messenger RNA. NCBI's taxonomy places the organism in Eukaryota, Viridiplantae, Streptophyta, Magnoliopsida, Fabales, Fabaceae. The record is from the annotation of a GenBank genome assembly.
AUGCUGCAAGAAUCAGAAACAUGUUUGGAGCUUAGUGGGCGUGGUUUUACAAUUAUACCAGUCAUCCCAAUGGGAGGAUUUGGAUUAUGUGGAACCCUGCUGAUAUGGUGCUUAGGAUGCAUGAAUAGUCUGAUCAAUUUCUUAUUAACCCUUUGGCAGGAUAUUGAACAAUUUUCUUGCACUACUCAGGAUCCCUGGAUUAUAGUGGGUGACUAUAAUAAUGUUUUGCAUACUAUGGAUCACAUUGGAGGGAAUCCAGUUCAACAUACUGAAAUUGUAGAUCUGGAGAACCUGAUGAAUGCUGCUAAUCUGUUUGAAUUGGAUACUAUAGGUUAUUUUUACACUUGGUCCAACAAGCAUAAGAAUGAUCUGAUCUAUUCCCGUAUUGACAGGGCCAUUGGUAAUAUGGAAUGGUUUCAUACAUGUCCUAACUACAUACUGGAGAUUUUAAAAUGUCACAUUUCUGACCAUUCCCCUCUGAUACUUUCUCUUCCCGAGUUUGCUCCUUUAGCUAUCAGACAUCAAGCUAGGUUCAAAUUUAUAAACAACGUAGUUGAGCAUAGUGAUUUCAAACAGGUGGUUGAAAAUAGUUGGAAGCAUAGAGUUAAUGGCAAACAUAUGUAUAUGUUGUGGAGAAAGUUGAAAAGGCUUCAACCUUUUUUGAGGAACUUGAAUAGAAGGAUAAACACUGGAAUUAUUAACUGUUGUAGUAAGCUUGAGAAUGCAAAGAAUAAUCUGGCCGGGGACCUUUUCAAACAGGAGUUUGCUGCACAGGUUCAAACCUGGUCUAAAAAAUUAAUGGAAGCUACUGUAGAGGAAGAGAAGUUGCUAAUACAUAAAGCAAAGAUCAACUGGCUGCAACUCGGUGAUGGCAAUAAUGCAUUCUUUCAUGCUAUUUGUGAUGCGGUGGGAGAACUAACUUGA